AUGAGCACCUCAGAACCAAUCGCCAUCAUCGGCAGCGGUUGCAGAUUUCCCGGCGAUGUGACGACGCCCUCGAAACUGUGGGAUGUGCUCCACGAGCCGCAAGACCUUCUCACUCCCAUUCCCAGAGAUAGGUUUAAUGCGAAAGGUUUCUAUCAUCAAGCAGGAGACCAUCAUGGCCAUACCAACGUCACCCAGGCCUAUCUUUUAUCCGGUUACCGCCGCUUUGAUGCACAAUUUUUCGGUAUCAACCCGGCAGAGGCCAAAGUCAUGGACCCUCAAAUGCGGCUCUUGUUAGAAACAGUAUAUGAGGCUCUAGAAAGCGCCGGCCAGACCAUUCACGAUCUACAUGGGUCCGAUACUGCCGUAUAUUCUGGUGCAAUGACAAACGAUUACGAGCACAGCAUGGGUCGUGACCAAGAUUCUAUAGGCACAUAUCAUGUCACAGGAACAGCCCGCGCACUCUUGUCUAACAGAAUAUCCUAUUUCUUUGACUGGCGCGGUCCUUCUGUAACACUCGACACGGCAUGUAGCUCUAGUCUCUAUGCUGUGCAUUAUGCUGUGCAACAGCUCCGGUCAGGGGCGUCUCGGGUGGCUGUUGCCACAGGCGCCAACCUUUUACUUGACCCAAUGGGAUUUAUCAGCGAGAGCAAGUUGAAAAUGCUUAGUCCAAAUAGCAGGUCACGCAUGUGGGAUGCGGCUGCAGACGGCUACGCGCGCGGAGAAGGCGUCGCCGCUAUCGUCUUGAAAACACUAAGCGCGGCUCAAGCUGAUGGAGAUGAUAUUGAGUGCAUCAUUCGGGAGACAGCCGUCAAUCAAGACGGAAAAACGCGGGGAAUCACGGUGCCAAGUGCAGAGGCUCAGGCGAGCAUGAUCCAGGACUGCUACCGCCGCGCCGGGCUUGAUAUAUCUAACGCGACCGAUCGUCCUCAAUAUUUUGAGGCCCAUGGGACUGGGACGCCGGCAGGAGACCCGGUUGAGGCCGAAGCUAUCCACUCUGUUUUUGGGGGCCGACAUGACAACAACAGCCUAGUGUCGCCGCAUACAGAACGGGAUCGCCAUGCAACAAGCCCACUCUACGUUGGUAGCGUGAAGACAGUGAUAGGCCACACUGAAGGCACGGCUGGUUUAGCUGGCCUUUUAAAGGCCUCGCUGGCAAUCCAGCACGAGAUCAUCCCGCCAAACUUAUUGUUUGAGCGUCUGAAUCCUCGAAUAAGACCUUUUUAUCAGAAUGUCUCCGUUCCCACAUCGCCCAUCUCUUGGCCGUCGGUGCCACACGGCCAUCCCCGUAGGGCAAGUGUCAACAGCUUCGGCUUUGGCGGUGCCAACGCCCAUGCGAUCCUCGAGAGCUAUCCCCAACACCGGGAGGAGCAGCUGCCGGCUCAGCUGCCGGCUCACUCGGAGCCCAUAGUCUUCCCGUUCAUUUUCUCUGCGGCUUCCAGGGACUCAUUGCUUGAAUACCUGUCGUCCUUUGCCACCUAUCUCUUGGAUGACGGAGCAAGGGUCAGCAUGCAAGACUUGGCUUACACGCUGAACUCGCGACGCACACGUUUUCCCUUUGUGGCCGCUUUCUCGGCAGCGACAAGGGAGCAGUUGGCAACGAUGAUCAACAGCAAGUUAGGCUCUGUAAAGCACGAUGCGGAAGACGACUUUGUGGUUCGAGUGCAGCAAGCUCAUCACAGCCCCAAGCCCCGUAUUCUCGCCGUCUUUACAGGGCAGGGUGCUCAAUGGCCUCGUAUGGGCGCCGAGCUGGUCUCGACAUCCGCCUCUGCACGCCGGGUGCUGAACAAGUUGGAAGCACGGCUAGCUCGUCUUCCUACACAGGAUCGCCCUUCCUGGUCUCUAACCGAGGAGCUUCUGAAGCCAGCGCACUCUAGUAAUAUUGGCACAGCAGCCGUCUCGCAGCCCCUGUGUACGGCCAUCCAGAUUAUCCUUGUGGAUCUCCUACGAACUUCCGGAGUAGAGCUGAGCUCUGUGCUCGGUCAUUCGUCUGGCGAGAUCGCAGCAGUCUACGCCGCCGGUCUAAUCUCAGCGGAGGACGCAAUAUGUAUCGCCUACUACCGUGGAUUGUGCACCGAAUAUGCACAGGGGCCCGAGGGACAGCCAGGCGCGAUGAUGGCAGUGGAAACAUCUCCCGAAGAUUUCCUAGAGCUUGUUCAAGAGCCCGAAUACCGCGGUCGCGCGUGCAUCGCAGCCAUCAACGCUUCGUCUAGUAUUACCGUAUCCGGCGACGCAGACACAAUCGACGAGCUAGGUGUCGUGUUAAAAGAUGAAGGUAAAUUCGCUCGACGCCUGAAGGUCGAUAAGGCAUAUCAUUCUCACCAUAUGAACCCAUGCUCGGCAAUAUACCUCUCAUCUUUGCGACAAACGGGUAUCCAAGUUGCCGGAGCCCCGUCCUCUCAGUGCACUUGGUUUUCCUCGGUCUAUGAGCAUGGCAUUAUCAAUUCGGCGAAUUCCCUGCAGGGUCCGUACUGGGACGACAACAUGCGGAACCCGGUGCUCUUCAAGCAGGCCGUCGAGCGUGCAUGCGGUGAUGCUGGCCCGUUCGAUCUUGUCGUGGAAAUUGGACCGCAUCCAGCGUUGAAAAGACCUGUUCUCCAAACGACUGGCCCUGUUCCGUACACUGGGCUUCUCAAGCGGGGAGCAGGAGAUCUCGAGUCUCUCGCGCAUGGUGUUGGAUACAUCGCAGCGCACCUUGCAAAACAUUUAUUUGAUCACCAAGCAUACGAGAUGUUUGUGUUCGGAACGUCUAGUGCAAAGUUGGUCAAAGAGCUCCCACCGUACUCGUGGAAUCAUGAACACGAGUACUGGCACGAAUCUAGAUAUACAAGGGCUGUCCUGAACCGAUCCCAACCUGUGCACGAACUGCUUGGGCAUCUGUCCCCCGAUUCCACGGGACACGAUAUGCGGUGGCGGAACUUGCUUCGGCCCCAAGAAGUCACUUGGCUGAAAGGCCAUCAGCUUCAAGACCAGAUUGUUUUCCCGGCUGCUGGCUAUAUUGUGACGGCGUUGGAGGCUUCUCGGACCCUGUUCAAAGAGUCUCCUGCAUCUUUCAUCGAACUUUCCGAUGUUGAGAUUAGUCGAGCAUUGGUAUUUGAUUCUACAGAGUCGAGCGUGGAGAUUGUGUUCUCUCUGAGCGACAUCCAACGUCAAGACGACGAGGUGAUUACAGCAAAAUUCAACUACAGUGCAUCCACGGGCAGAGAACGUGGCGAUGCACUUGACUCGCUUGCCAGCGGCAAUAUUUACAUAUCCCUCGGCGACUUUUCGCCUAUGGCUCUCCCAGCGAGGAGUCCUCGUUCUCCAAAUCUCAUUAGAUUGAAAGAAGACGACUUUUACAGCUCACUUGGCAAAUUGGGCUAUCAGUAUUCCGACUCGUUUCGUUCCUUGUCGGGCUUGAAGCGGAAGCUUGGUCGAUCCACAGGAUUGAUUUCAGACGUCGAGGGGUCACAGUUACUUGUCCAUCCAGCAGUGUUAGAUGGAGCCUUCCAGUCCGUGCUCCUAUCAUCCGCUGCCCCAGAUGAUGGCACGCUCUGGUCAAUGCAUGUACCUGUCAGUGUUCGGCGUAUUAGGGUAAAUCCAGGAUUAUGCGCCGAGGAGAUGUCUAGGGGGCAGUGUUUAUCUUUCGAUGCCUUCAGGCCGGAUGGGGUAAAUUCGAUUUCAGGAGACGUGGAUGUUUUCCCGACAAAUUCCACACACGCAUUGCUCCAGGUGGAAGGACUAGAAUGCAUUCCACUUUCACCGGCUACAGCAAAAGACGACAAAAUCCUGUUUUCCUCGACAGUCUGGGGCCCUGCGUUUCCAGAUGCCGGGAGAUUUUGCUCCAACAACCUGGAAAUGCAGCGCCAGUACGCAUUCGCUCAUCAGCUUGACCGUGUUGCCUGCUUCUACUUAAGGAACAUGGAGCAGAGUGUGGCAUCUGAUCACCCGUCCAGGAGCGAUGGUCCCUACAAAUCAUUUUUCAAGUUUGCCGCUCAUACUAUCGCUCGAACCAGAAGUGAUGAAUGGGCCUUUUGGAAGCCGGAAUGGGAGAAUGACACAACAGAAACGAUUGCAGAAGCUUGUAGACCAUACGCCAAGACCGUCGACGUUCGUCUGCUAUGCGAACUGGGUCAAAGACUUCCAGACAUAGUCACGGGAAAAGCUCCAGCUAUUGAGAUAGCUGUGAGGGACGGUAUGUUGACCGAAUACUACCAGAAGGCUCUUGGAGUGGACGAAUAUGCAACAUUCCUUGCACAAACGGUGAAGCAGAUUGCUUUCCGGUUUCCUCAACCCCGGUGUCUAGAGAUAGGAGCAGGCACUGGAGGAGCCACCAGGGCUAUAUUCCGGGAGACAGGCCACGCCAUCUCUUCAUACACGUUCACCGACAUCUCGUCCGGCUUCUUCGAGGCCAUGCAAACCGAAUCCGGAAUCCACGCCAACCGCAUGCUCUUCAAAGUACUUGAUAUAGGUAAAGAUGUCUGUUCUCAAGGCUUUGAGAAGCACUCAUACGACUUAAUCGUGGCGUCUAUGGUAUUGCACGCCACGCCUUCCCUGGCCACCACGUUGAGUAACAUUCGUUCUUUGAUCAAGCCUGGUGGCUAUCUUGUUGUUCUAGAAGUUCAAAACGUCGAGCGCGCGCCAGCUCGCUUGGGAACCGUCUUUGGCUCGUUUCCUGGAUGGUGGGAAGGCUCCGACGAAGGGAGAGAUUUGUCUCCUGCCGUCAGCCUAGCGGACUGGGACAACUUGCUGCGCAAAGCACGGUUUUCUGGCAUUGACACUUCGACACCAGAUCCAGCCCCUUUCGUUCAGCCAAUGACACUUUUUGUUUCGCAGGCUUUGGAUGAGAAAGUAGAGUUCCUUCGGGAGCCGCUUGCCCGUUCUACGGAGUCUUUUGGUCCAGACGCCAUCAUCCCAGACCUCGUCCUCCUUGGCGGCAGCAAGGUCGAGACUUCUGCACUGAUAGCACAGCUGCAGGACAUAUUCCGCCAAAAUUGUGGAACUGUCAAAACCGCUAGGACACUGGCAGACCUUCAGCUCACAAGCAUAUCUUCGAGCACGACCGUGCUUAGUCUCGCCGAGCUGGACGGACCAGUCUUCCUAGAUCUGACAGAGUCAAAAUGGAAUGCCUUCAAAUCUGUCUUUCAAGAGGCUGGUUCAGUCUUUUGGGUGACUAAUGGACGCCGCAUUGGAAAUGCACAUGCGAAUAUGACAGUUGGGCUCCUUCGGUCUGCUCUAAAUGAGCUUCCGGGACUUGAUGUUCAGUUCCUCGACUUUGAACUGCCCCAUCUGUUGGAUGCUAGCACUCUCGGAAAGGCCUUGCUUCGAUUCAGGGCGGCGACUGUCUUAAAGAGAAUUCAUCCUGAUGCAUACUCACACGUCACUACCGAGCGGGAAUUCGUCAUCGAGAAGGACGGUCAGGUAGUCGUGCCUCGUCUGGUAGCAGAAAGCUCGAUGAACAACCGUUACAACUCGUCUCGACGCUCAAUCUCGAGAGAAUGCAGCGCCCAUGAGGGGCAUAUUAGCAUUGAAACGGUCGGCAGUAGCUACUUCAUCCGGCAAGAUGUCAACGUAAAAGCCGGACUGAGGGGUACCGAGCGCAAAGGACGAAUUACACACUCACUCUUAGAGCCCACGAAGCUCACCGGACGUUGUCGCCUAUUCUUAGCUCUUGGAAAGCUUCUUGACUCUGAGGAUCAGUUCCUAUCCUUAUCGACGAGCAAUUCCUCGGCCAUCUCACCAGAGACGCUAUUGACACAGUCGGUUGAUGUACCAUCUGGCUCUGAAGCACGCUUUCUCCAGCUUGUGAGCCUGCUGAGUCUGUGCUGGGAGGUUGAUCGAGGGUUGGAGGAAGGAGACCGUGUCUUGGUCCACGAACCAAGUCCCGACCUGAUUCUGGUCAUGAGGCAUGUCGCCCGAGCCAGAGGCCUAGCUGUGACCUUUACGACAAGCCGCAACGACUAUCUGCAGGACUGCUAUAAGAUACAUCCCAACGCACCAGAGCGCAUUUUCGGAACCUUCGCCCCGAGCUCAUUAGCCGUAUUCGUGGAUUUCUCUUCAAGCACCAAUAUCGGGAAACGGAUUCGCUCGCAGCUUCCCCACUCCUGCAAAUGCGAGACCAGACAGACUCUGUUCAAUAAGACUCGUGAAGCCAGCCGUGAGCUCGACACAUUCUCGGGAUUGGAGCCCCAAGUCGUGAGGCUCGAUGAUGUCUCCCAAAAUGACUCCCUGCUCUCACCGCAGUCUGUCGUCGACUGGACUAGGAAUGACAAGGUAUCGAUUGAAGUCCAGCCUGUCGAUUCGCAUCCAAUUUUUUCAAGCUCGAAGACCUAUUGGCUCGUUGGGUUGACUGGCAGUCUCGGGCUCUCCCUUUGCCAGUGGAUGGUUCAUAGGGGAGCGCGAUACGUCGCGAUAUCGAGCCGACACCCCAAUGUCGAUGAGUCUUGGCUGAACGAAAUGGCUUCUUUUGGAGCCGAAAUCAAGGUCUAUUCGAGCGAUGUCACAAGAAAAGACGACGUAGUCACACUACAUCGAAAGAUCUGUCAAACACUACCUCCCAUCGCCGGAGUCGUUCAAGGCGCCAUGGUCCUCAGUGAUACCCAUCUUAGCGACAUGAGCCUCGACACACUGCUCCAGAAUACUAGGCCGAAGGUAGAGGGGAGCAUCUAUCUGAACGAAUUAUUCCUAAAGGAUGUCCUGGACUUUUUCGUGUUCUUGUCUUCGGCGUCUAUAGCCAGUGGCACACCUGGACAAUCCGCUUACGUAGCCGCAAACAUGUUCAUGGUCGGACUCGCCCAGCAACGGAGACGACUCGGCCUGGCGGCUUCCGUUAUCAAUAUUGGCCCCAUAGCCGGAGUUGGGUAUCUGGCUCAUCAGCAAGAGCACUCGUUCGCAGCUAUGAAGGCCUCUAUGGGAUUUGAGUAUCUAUCCGAGCGAGACUUCCAUCAGAUGUUUGCUGAGGCUGUUUUGUCCGGCCGUCCUCAGUCCACCAGUUCUGUGGAGAUCACGAGCGGCAUCAGAUUCGUAAGCUCAAACGAACAGUCCCCGCCGAUAUGGAGCUCAAAUCCAAUGAUGAGUCACUUUCUUUUGAGAGAGGAGGCCCCGGUCAACGGUUCAAGUGGAAUUAGGCCCAAGGCGCAUCUGAAAUCACAACUUCUCAGCGCACAGCAUCGUGACGAGGUUGGUCGCAUUGUCCAAGAGGCUUUUCUCGAAAAGAUUGGUACAUGGUUUCAAUUUGACGCCAGUAACGUGAACCAAUCGAGGCUCGACGCCACUCGUUUGGAUGAAAUCGGCAUCGAUUCACUCAUAGCCAUUGAGAUCAGCUCCUGGUUGAUGAAGAAUCUCCAGUUCAACCUUCCGGUCCUCAAAAUUCUGAGCGGCAUAUCCAUUGGCGAGAUCAUAACGGCUGCUAUCGAAGGCAUUUCCACGGAUUUAAUCCCCAAUGUACAACAACAAGCAAUCCCAAUUACUGUUGAAGAAGUCAAGGUUGCAGAUUCAGAGUCGAUACAUGGUUCAGAAUCUUCGUCCCCAAGCAGCGCCGGCAUCUAUGACUCCGAUGGGGAGGCUCAAACCAGUGUAGACUUACCGGAACCAAUUUCUGCAGUCGACAUACCAGAGAGCGAGAGCUGGGGACCUAUGCCUCUAACUUCAACGAAGUUAUCUGCCGUUCAAUCAAUGUUCUGGGUGAAUUCAACCCUGUUCGAUAACAAAGCGUCUCAAAACUUUGCUGGGCUGGCGCGUAUUACCGGGCCCGUUGAUGUCAACCACCUCAAGAAAACAGUCUGGGCCCUUGGACAGCGACAUGAGUCCCUGAGGACAUGCUACUUCCUUAAAGAAGGGAUCAUGAUGCAGGGUAUCAUGGAAAGUAGCGCUCUGCGACUGGACGCCCGCGAGAUAUCGGACGAGCGCGAGGUUAUGCGGGAGACCCGAAGGGUUGAGGAACACAACUUCGAUCUCCAGAGAGGCGACACUCUGCGACUCGUAUUACUAUCAAUCUCGCCCACGCGUCACUUCCUCAUUCUUGGCACAACCCAUCUCGCAAUGGACGGCUUUUCGUUCCAAGUCAUCCUACGGGAACUACUGCCACGCAAUAGCACGGAGCUCGAGAUUCAAGAACCACUACAGUACCGCGAGUAUUGCCAAGCUCAAGAACGUGACCUGGACUCUGGUAAACUUCGAGAUGCACUUGCGUUCUGGAAAGCCCAAUAUCUCGAUCUUCCACCACCACUACCUAUCCUCCGUGUCUCGCGCGCCUCUGCGCGUCCCACGCUAGCUACAUUCAGCGACGACAAGGUCGAGAUCAGGAUCGAUGCCGAAGCCAAGUCGCGGAUUGGAGCAAUCUGUCGCGAGUUCAGAGCUACCCCAUUUCACUUUUACCUCGCUUGUUACCGGGUCCUUUUGGCACGGUAUGCUGAUGCGGAAGAUGUCGCGAUCGGGAUCGAGGAUGCCAGUAGAAGGGAUGUCCAAACAUUGGGCGCUGUCGGAGUGUUCCUCAAUGUUUUACCGCUCCGUUUCAAGACCAGUCUCUCUACAGGAUUCGCGGAUAUGUUGCAGGAGACACGUUCGAUGAUGCACGCGGCGUUAGAAAACGCUCAAGUGCCGUUCCCUGUUCUUCUAAACGAGUCGGGUCAGCGUCUGAAGGAUACUUGGAGUGACUGCGAACUUGAAUUUGAGCCUCUCAGGGUCUCUACGACUGGCUAUGAUCUGAACCUCGACAUUAUCGACGAUCCUGACGGAGGCUGUCUGCUCAGUCUUAUUUUCCGUGACGACUUAUACCAAAAGUCGGAAGCGACGAUAUUGAUGAAGAGUUACGAGAACCUUCUCAACGCUUUCAGCACCAAGCCACAAGCGGAACUGACCAAGCCCAGUCUGUUCGAAAGUCACGAUGUGCGGAGAGCUUUGACACACGGUCAUGGUCCACUACGCGCUUCAGAUUGGCCUGAAACAGUAAUUCACAGGAUCCAAGACGUUUUUGAAGCGUGCCCCGACGAUAUUGCAAUUAAGGGCGACUCGGGAAAGUCUACUACGUACCGCGAGCUGUCCAAGUUGUCUUCCUCCAUUGCCAUGGCGAUGAUUGGAGCUGGGGCGUCAAAAGGCUCCAAGAUCGCGGUACUCCAGGAGCCAACCCCCCUUUGGAUUGCGUCCAUAUUGGCAAUCAUCGGGAUUGGAGCAGUCUAUUUGCCACUCGAUCUGUCCUUGCCCUGGACCCGGCUUGCUGCGAUUGCAAAGGAUUGCCAGCCUCAGCUUGUUUUGGUGGACGAGGUUACCACAGAGCACGCCCAUGAGUUACAGCUGUAUGACAUUCCCUUGAUUGACGUGUCGGUUGUGGAUCUGAAAGAAGCAAAAACUCCAAUUGCAGCGACAGCGACCGCCCCCGCUAUGAUUUUCUAUACGAGUGGUUCCUCAGGAGUCCCAAAGGGCGUCAUUCAGACUCAUGAGGGUAUUCGAAACCAUAUGGAGUUAACGGAGGAGACUUAUCAUGUGGGCUCCGAGGUCGUUCUACAACAAAGUGCGUGUAGCUUCGAUCUAUCUUGCGCGCAAAUUUUCACAGCAUUAUGCUAUGGCGGUAGCAUCUACAUCUUGCCAAGGCACCUCCGGAGCGAUUCACGUACUAUUGCCGACUUGAUAGUCCAGGAAGGCAUAACUUACACAUACGGAACCCCUUCAGAGUAUUCUAGUUGGCUUAGACAUGGAAAGCUCGAUUCUCUCCGACACUCAUCUUGGCGGAGGGUUCUGUGUGGCGGAGAACCGGUCACCAACGAUCUUUUGACGCAAUUCAGAGAUAUGCAGAAGACCGACCUUCGAUUUUUCAAUUGCUACGGGCCUACAGAGACGACAAUUGUAGCCGCCACCGUGGAACUCAAUUACCAAUAUCAAGAUCAUCCCACCAUUGCCAAUGGUAUUUCUGCCGGCUUUGCUUUACCCAACUAUACACUCUACAUCGUUGAUUCGGAUCUCAACCCUGUAGCCACGGGAGUACAAGGCGAAAUCUAUAUCGGUGGAGCAGGUGUAUCUCCAGGCUAUCUUCAUAACCCUGCGUUGAACACUGAUGCAUUCGUUCCGGACCCGUUUGCCCCGAGUGAAUACAAGGCCAAAGGAUGGACGACAAUGCAUCGCGUCGGAGAUGUCGGCCGUUGGAAGGAAGACGGCUCCAUCCUCGUCGAAGGCCGCAUAUCAGGCGACACACAAGUGAAGCUACGGGGCCUCCGAGUGGAUUUGCGGGAAAUCGAAAGCAACCUCCUGAAGGUAGCCGAUGGCAUCUUGUCUGAAGUCUCAGUGUCGGCCCGUCGCUCAUCACCUGAGUCUCCGGAGUUUCUUGUAGCGCACACGGUUCUUGACCCGGCAAGGGCAAGCGAAGGACACGAAAGAUUUUUGCGCUCUCUGCCUGGUUUACUUCCGUUACCCAGGUACAUGUGUCCCGCCAUGGUCAUCCCUGUCGAGCAGAUGCCCAGGACAAGUACCUCAAAGCUUGACCGCAGGGCCCUUGCCGCAUUGCCAUUGCCAGACCUUACUGCACACGAAGAUGGAGACCACGCCGAAUUGACACAGACAGAGGCUCAACUAAGGGAGAUAUGGCAGGAAUCCAUCCCGAAGCAAAUUACUGCCAUGCACGACAUAACUCCCAGUACGGAUUAUUUCCACGUUGGUGGUACAUCAUUGCUUCUUCCUUACUUGCAGGCACAGAUUCUGGCCAAGUUCGGUAUCAGACCUCCCGUGAUAAAACUGCUGCAAUUCAGCACUCUUGGUGGCAUGGCAAGCUUGGUCGAGAACCGCCCACGGAUAUCUAGGGAACCAACCGUCAACUGGGAAGCUGAGACUGCCCUAUCUCCAGCCAUAUUACGAUCACUCGACAAGGCGCAAGACGUACUAAGCAAUUCCAGCGAUCCCAGCAUCGUAGUGCUCACUGGUAGCACAGGUUACCUGGGCCGCGCCAUCCUGGACGCCCUCAUCGCCGACGACGGAGUGGCUAUGGUGCACUGUAUAGGAGUGCGCAAUGCAAGCAGUCGACACGACAUGCUUAGCCUGCCCAAAACUCAGUUAUAUGAUGGUGAUCUCAAGCUCCCACGGCUUGGCCUGACAGAGGAAGACGCGGGAAGCAUCUUCGCCCAAGCCAGCCACAUCAUACACAAUGGUGCCGAGGUUUCUCACCUACAGUCGUAUGGCUCCCUCCGACUCCCAAAUCUGCAAUCAACAAAGGAGCUAGUGGAAAUGAGUCUACCGCGUCGGAUCCCGGUGCACUUUGUGUCCUCGACGCAGGUAGGCCUGUACUACGCCACGGGCACAGGCCGCCGCGAGUUCCCCGAGGAGUCGGUGGCGGCCUACCCGCCCCCUGUGGAUGGGAGCGCCGGCGGUUAUCCAGCGACCAAGUGGGCGAGCGAGCGUUUUUUGGAACGGCUGGCAGAUUCGUCCCCCAGCGGCUGGCCCAUUUUCGUCCACCGACCCUCUACCAUCUUGCGCCCGCCCGGCGACCUGGGACUGGACCUGCUUGCGAACCUCCGCCGCUGGUCGGCCCAGAUCAACGCUGUGCCCGUGGCGCCCAACCUGCACGGUUACGUGGACACGGUCGAGCUGCAGCAGGUCGUCUCGGGCGUCGUGAGUGCGCUACAUGGAUCCCAUGCUGGAGAGCCAGGUAUUCGGUUUCACCAAUAUUUCGGCGCGAUGGCUAUCUCGUUGGAUGAUCCGAAGACGUUGUUGCUCGGCGUCGAAAGGGCCGGGGAGGGUCCGCCUGAGGAGCUAAUGGCGUUGGAGUGGGCGGCGAGGGCGAGAGCGGAGGGCUUGGAUCCGUGGCUGGAAGAAUGGAUUGAGGAUGUCCUUCGGCAAGGAGAGCAGGUCAUUCCGAAAGUCGUGAAGUAG
Messenger RNA from Diaporthe amygdali, 11829 nucleotides. RefSeq lists its product as uncharacterized. Gene Ontology annotation, biological process: fatty acid biosynthetic process; secondary metabolite biosynthetic process. Gene Ontology annotation, molecular function: fatty acid synthase activity; 3-oxoacyl-[acyl-carrier-protein] synthase activity. The transcript is spliced from 9 exons. The coding region runs from base 1 to 11829 and encodes 3942 amino acids. Lineage: Eukaryota; Fungi; Ascomycota; Sordariomycetes; Diaporthales; Diaporthaceae. The record is from RefSeq and is a predicted model, not a curated record.